Didymodactylos carnosus is the source of this 1284-nucleotide messenger RNA. The record is from the annotation of a GenBank genome assembly. Lineage: Eukaryota; Metazoa; Rotifera; Eurotatoria; Philodinida; Philodinidae.
AUGCUAAUUAACUAUAAACAAACGUCAACUAGCCUCGAUUUAUUGAAUACGACGCUAACAAAGUAUAUUAAUACGAAAACAAUCGUGUCUCCUCUAAUAGAUAUGAGAUUAUUCGAAGUCAAUAUAGUCGUUUUAAUUUCAAGUAAUAGUAGUUUCCGUUAUGAGGGCGAAGUAAAUGCUGAUGGUGAACGGCAUGGGGAAGGUUAUUGUUAUUAUCCUUAUCAGAGUAAAUUUGAAUGGUGUGGAGAAUGGAAAAAUGACAUGUGGCACAAAGGUAUAUUUACAUGGACAGAAGAAAGAACCCAUUUUAUCGGUACUUGGGAAGGUGAUAAAUAUGCCGGUAUUUAUAGAAAUUAUAACAAUGGUGUUUAUACCGGAGAAUGGCGUCAUGGCAUUGCACACGGCAAGGGAAAGAUAGAAGACAGUGAUGGUAAUUGGUACGAUGGUGAAUGGUUAGAUGAUAAACGAAAUGGAUUUGGUACUGCUCAUGCAUCUGGGGAGUACAUUUACGAAGGUUCAUGGGUAAACGAUAAUGCUCACGGUUUUGGAACCAUGACGUACUUGCCACGAGGUGAUGUAUACGUUGGAGAGUACAAGGAAGGACACAGACAUGGAACAGGAACAUUAAGAAUGACAAAUGGCGAUUAUUUUGAAGGACAGUUUGAAAAUCAAUAUUUUUGGUCCGGCAAUAUGUCUUUUCGAUACCAUAGUGGAGAUGUGUAUAAAGGAGAAGUGAAACUUGGAAAGUGGGAUGGACAAGGACUGUAUGUUUUCGCCGAUGGUCGAAUAUACGAAGGAGAAUGGAAAGACGGUGUUGAACACGGCAAUGGAAGAAUGACCUAUGCUGUAGAUGAGGUUUACGAGGGAGAAUUUAAAAAUGGAUACAGAGAUGGUAAAGGAAAAUACACAUGGGCAAAUGGUGAAUGGUUUGAUGGAUAUUGGUUGGAAGGGAAACGGAAAGGUUUUUGUACGUUUCGAUGCAAUAGUGGAUUUGAAUAUACCGGAGAAUAUGAGAAUGAGAGCGCCAACGGAUGGGGAGUGUGUUCCGUCAAAAGAAAACUAAAGAUAAAUCAACAAGUAAAAGAAACAAGAUCAAAUAUUUCUCAUGUUAGAAAAUCAAGUCGUGCUGAAAUAGGAGUAACAGCAAUCGGGAAGAAAAAGCCAACAAAGUUGGAUAAAGAAUCGUCAAAAUCAUCAGCUAGCUCAAGAUCAAAUACAAAUGGAAGUGUUAAAGUAAGUCUAUUAAUGACAAAUCACGUCUAUGAACGUGUUUUAUGGUGGUAA